AUGUCGGAUAUUGCGAGACAGGUUGUACGAAACGAGCCCAUCGUUAUGGCAGGAAUCCGCGGAGACAUACCCCAGCUGAAAGAUCUCCUUCAGCAGCCUGUGGUUAGUAUCAGUAUCAGAGACGGUAUUGGAGACACAGCACUCUUCGCCGCUGUCUGUCAUGACAAACUCGAUGCUGCCACCCUCCUGCUUGAAGCGAAAGCAGAUCCCAAUAUCCAGAGCUUUGACUCGUGGGCAGCACUUCACGCCGUGAGCCGUAGCGGCAACGAAGACAUGGCUGCUCUAUUGCUAGACUGGAAAGCCAACCCUGAGGUCGUGGAUAAAGCUGGCUGGACACCGCUUCACGUGUCCAGUCUCUACGGGACAAAUGCCAUCGCAGGUCUUCUUCUUGAGGGAAGAGCAAAUCCGAAUGCGCAAGCAUUAGACGGUUUAACUCCUCUCCACACUGCGGUAGACUUCGGACACAGAGAUGUGAUCCUGAAUCUCGUCAGACAUGGCGCCCAGCUAGAUGCCAGAGAUCAUAACGGCCAAACACCACUUCACAUAGCAUCAAUGAAGAGGCCGUUUCCCCCUCCUGUAUCCCUCCUGCUAGAUCUCGGGGCAGAUCCCAAGCUAGCGGACGAGAAAGGAUAUACAGCCCUCCAUUUUGCCGUUGAAGCAGGCCAUGAUCCAAGCCUAGCCAUUGCUCCCCUCCUUCAACAAGGCGCCGAUCCGAGUAUUGCGGCGGCUAACGGCUGGACACCACUUUUAUCAGCGAUUCAUCAGAUGACCAAGCCAGGUGAUCACGGCGAGGCCAUCCUCAGGACCAUACUUGAUAAAAGUCCCACCGAUAUAAACCGCAUAUCAACCAUCUCUUCGGGCGAUACAACACCCCUGAUUCUAGCUAUCCAGGUCAGAAGCCAGCGAGCAGUUGAACUCCUCACAACACAUGGUGCAGACAUUGCCCUUCCGGUAGAGAGGGACGGCCAGCAUAUCACUCCUGUUCUCCAAGCCGCUGCGUGCUACAACCCGGAAGAGGUCGAGAUACUUCGGCACCUGGUCAGGGAUGCAAGUAUCAAGGAAAAGAUGGCGGGCGACCUCAGCCUGGCUCAUAUUGCGGCCCUCCAUGGGCAUACUGACUCUUUGCGACUCUUGUUGGGAUACAGUGUAGAUGCCAACGUAGUUGACGUAGAGGGAAGAACACCACUACACUUGGCCGCACGCCAUAGCCACCCGGAGUGUGUCUCACUUCUUCUAUCACAUGAAGCAAACACCAACGCCAAAGCAAAGACAGCCAUAGAAGCACCCCUCUACAUGAAGCCGCGAGCAGCGCGGAUGAGGACUGUAUCCGGCUACUACUAG
Molecule: messenger RNA, 1341 nt
Organism: Fusarium proliferatum ET1
Lineage: Eukaryota; Fungi; Ascomycota; Sordariomycetes; Hypocreales; Nectriaceae
Exons: 1
Coding region: 1-1341 (446 amino acids)
Molecular function (GO): protein binding
Source: RefSeq, a predicted model, not a curated record